This is a messenger RNA of Homalodisca vitripennis (glassy-winged sharpshooter), 4570 nucleotides long. RefSeq lists its product as uncharacterized. The record is from RefSeq and is a predicted model, not a curated record. The coding region runs from base 186 to 1916 and encodes 576 amino acids. The transcript is spliced from 8 exons. NCBI's taxonomy places the organism in Eukaryota, Metazoa, Arthropoda, Insecta, Hemiptera, Cicadellidae.
GCGAGCAGGCCAGUCAGGUGCUGCCAGAGUGCGGUCAAGGUUCCGCUCUCAGUGAUCGCUGCGCUCAGCGAGACAUGUGCCGUUGGAUUUGUGGCUGUGUCGUUGCCGUCACCGCCGUUGCUGCCUCUGCUUGACACCGUCAACUUUCCUUUUAUUGGCAGGAGCGCUGCUUGCUGACGAGGACGAUGGGGACGGGCCUCAGCAGUGCACCAGCCAUCACGCUAAUAAGCUGUCUCCUGACCAUAACGACCAGUAUAGCAGAGACCGGGAACAGCGACAUUUGGCCACUGGAGAGGCCGGACGGCAUGCCUGCGAUACAGUCAUUAGAGGUAAUGUGCGGGAAGGAUCACAUGGAUGUACACCUGUCGUUCACCCAGCCGUUCGAGGGUAUCGUCUCAUCCAAGGGCCAGUACGGCGACCCUCGCUGCGUCUACGUCCCUCCGUCCACGGGCAAGACAUUUUUCUCCUUUCGUAUAGCGUACGCGAGGUGUGGCACAAAGCCUGACCUACAUGGCCAGUUCUAUGAGAACACAGUGGUGGUGCAGUACGACAAAGAUCUGCUGGAGGUGUGGGACGAGGCUAAGAGGUUGCGAUGUGAGUGGUACAACGACUACGAGAAGACAGCAUCUAAGCCACCCAUGGUUAUUGCUGAUUUGGAUGUCAUACAAUUGGACUUCAGAGGAGACAACGUGGACUGCUGGAUGGAGAUUCAGCACGGCAAGGGUCCGUGGGCUCCUCCAGUUAGUGGUAUUGUUCCCCUGGGCUCCACCCUCACCCUGGUGGUCGCCAUUAACGACUACAGAGGUGAGUUCGACAUGCGAGUGAAGUCAUGUGCUGCAUCAGAUGGAGGCGGGCACAUCAUCCAGUUAAGUGAUGAGCACGGUUGUGUGCUACGGCCUAAGAUGAUCAGUCGCUUCCUCAAGGCGAGGAUAGCUGACGAGAGAGCCUCUGUCAUAACGUAUGCAUUCUUCCAUGCCUUCAAGUUCCCAGACGCUCUCAGUGUUCACAUCAAGUGCAAGGUGGAGAUAUGCCGGCACGGUUGCCUGGACCAUUGUCAGCUUGGAGAUAACUAUGGAGGACUGCCGGAGAAUUACAGUCCACUGGAGAGACGAGAUCCAGUCCAGCCCAAACCGACAUCCACUCCAGAGAAGUCUGAGCCACCGCAAGACAGUUUUGAUGAUUUGAUAUACGAUGAUAUUACAAAUGUCGGAGAUGAUAAUAGUGAAAAGAAUGUCGCGAGUAUUCCAAUGGGAAUGAACCAACCUCAUGCUCAGCAACAGGUUUCCGGAAAGAGUCCCCCACCGAUUCAUGAAGUUCUAGAUGAUAUUCCCAUUCCUAGACCGUUCCAGGGACCUCAGAUGCGACCCAAUGGACCUCAGGAGCGUUUCCCUCAUGGCCCAAGGAACCUGGACACCAACUCCGAGCCAAUCUUAGGUACUCUGACUGUGCCUCCUGUUUCGCAGCGGCGGCGACGCUCUGUUGUUGUGUCGGACCGCAAAGUGCGCAGUGCUGAUGUGGGAGUUAGCGGGUUGUACGAGGUUAUCUCAGAGGCAGACUUAGCCUUUACGCCAGACAGCCGUGCUGAAGCGGUCACAGUUUUCCAGGGACGCAUCAGGGAGGAGGUGGUUUAUGGCAUCUGUUUGCCAGUGCCUGGAUUCAGCUUGUUGUUCUUCUUGGUGGCAGUGUCGUCGGUGGUGUCUGCGCUGGUAGCCGGGUCUCUCCUCUACCGCUACCAGGUGCAGCGUGAGACACAGCAGAUUGUGGCACAGCAGCAGCAGCAGGCGCGCCAGACCGGUGCCAACACGCUGGUGCUCAACUCCCUCACCAGCUGGAUGGCGCUUAGACUGCUGAGAGCCCGCAUCCAGCAGCCGCCUACCCCCUCGUCGCAACCCCCCUGUGUCAACCACACGGGCUGACUCUCGCUCGACCAUACCCAGUGACAUCGGUAUUGUCGACAAACGCUCAGUUCAAGAUAAUGUGUAUUGUGCCAAAGAGGUUAAUUAGUUUAUUGUAUAAAUAUUUGACAGUUUAAUGAAGAUUUUAGUGUUAUGACAAGCUGUUAUUAUUAUGUUUUUGUUAUUGUUAUGUUGUUGUGUUGUGACGAAGACAGCUCAAUUAAUUUAUGUUUUAAUAAAUAAGAUUAGUGUUGGUGCUCUUGUGAAGUUUGUAGAAUAGUUUGUUAAGUUUUGAAUACUUAGAGUAAGUAGGUUCUUGAAACCUUUUCUUUUAGACUGUCAUGAAUAUCAAAUCAAAUCUAUUAAACCAUGUGACUAUCUAGAUAUAAUUGUGUUCUUUGUGUUAUGUUACUGAGCUUUAAUUAUUUAUUAGACCAAUUUAAAAACAAACUUAUUUGAGUAAAAUAUUCCAUAUGUGUAACAUUGUGUGUUUUGUGUUGUUUAAAUUUUUGCUUUACUGAAGUCUGUAAACAUAUGUUUGAUUAAAUUGUAAACAUGUUAUUGUUUACCUUGGUACUAAAUACCAAAAGUUUAAAUAUAGCACAGAUUUAGACCAAGCUUGAAAUUAAUAUUGUUUCUAAUUUUGAUAAUUUAACAGAAUACAUUUGAAAAUAAGCAUAUCUUAAAUUCUAAAACGACAUUACAAACACAACAAUUCAGCUUCAAUACGAGUAAAACAAAUUUACGACGUACUCUUUGAUGUAACAAGUCAUGGAUCUAUGCCUUUUUUAUUGACCGAUAAUCAUGGCUCACCUUUUUAUUAGAUUGCUCAAUUAAUGAUAAAAUAGUUUUAAAGUAGAAAACUAAAUAAAUGCAACUCAUUAAAACAAGUUAGUGCAAUUUAAUCAUUGUAAACCUGGAAAUAAAACAUCAAAAUAGCCUUGCUUAAUUACGCUGGGGUUUUUUUUCAACAGCUAUCUGAAGUUCAAAUGUAACUUCUUUGGUAUGAAUUUUUGUGAAGUAUAAAAAUUGACAAUUUAAUCUCAAAAUUCAAAUUUUCACUUUUAUUAAGUUUAGUUAAGCAAAACUGCAUUAUGAUUUCAAAUUUGUACAAAUUAUAUAUUAAUUUACAAAACCAAAUCAAUUCCAUCUCAUAACUCUUAAAAUAUUGUUUUUCCUUUACAUUCGUUUUAAGAUUACAUUCAAAUAUUUCUUUAGAUUUAUAUAGUACCACCAUGGAUUUGGUUUAUUAUAGACCAAAAUUGGUAAAAGCCAGAUUUAAAAUUAUAACUAUUUGUUUUUUUUCAAAUAAAUUACUCUCUCCUCAUAGUUUUUUGAAUUAAUAUUACAGAUUUCCGAAAUCUAAAAUAUAUUGAAUCUGAUUUAAAUAAUGAUUUUACUAUUUUUGUAUUUAGCAAGAUACAAGUUUUCAAUAAAUAACUGAGAAAAAAGAGGGGUAAAUGAAAUUUUCACUUUUUCAAAAAUAUUUUAUUAGUUGUUCUACUUAUAAUGUGCAAUUGGGCUAAAUGCUCCUUUAUUAUAAAUAGCCUAAGUCAAGAUGGUGCAUCAGUGGUUUAGAGUAGCAAUAUACAUUAUAUUUUGUGUAUGAUAUGCCGUGUAUAUAUUAUUAUGUAAAAAUUUAUACUUAUAAUUCUUAAAACCAGAGUGUCAAUAUUUAUUGCAUAUGUCAAAGUAUUAUUUCAUGUUUUAUGCCAGUUGUUUGUUAGAUGAUGUUGAGUUUACUAUAAUAGGCCCAUUUUAAAGGCUCGUACCUUGUAUACUCUAAAUGACUUGUACAAAUUGUCUCCUCCAACUGUUAUUUUACACUUGAAUUUGUUUAAAUAUAUUUUAGCCAUUUCUGUGAUAUUUAUUAGCACGCUUUUUUAUAAAUUGUAUAGUUUUAUAGUUAAAGCAUCUCUUUGAAAUAAUGGAUCAUUAGGGUUCAAAGUUAAUUGCACAAUAAUGCACUAAAACAGUUAAUCGAGAAUAAUUAUAAUUUAAACUAUAAAACAAAAUGUAAAUGUCUUCACAUUAAAAGUUAAUAUCUAAAUUACCAUCUACAAGAACUUCUCUGAAAAUCUUUUUAAACAUAAUUCAUCAUCUUGGUCUUAUUCGUCAAUCAAAAAGUUAUAACUAUUUCCCUAAAUUGAUGACAAUCUUGUAUUGUCUAUAAUAAACAUAGUUUUUGUUUUUUUUUUCUCAUUCAGUGCAACAUUAUAACAUAAAAUAUAAUUAGAGAUAUAAAACUCCCAAACUUUUCCUACAAACUUAAGGUGUAGUACUUUUGGAGGAAGCAACCUUUACAAAAAUUGAAAAUUGUACAGAUAUUAUCAUCUUACUAUCUUGGGUCUAUGAGGGUAUUGGUGAAGGUGUGUGGCAUUAUAAAUAAUAUUAAUAAAUAAAUUAUAAACUAGAAUAGAACUUAUAAAUAUGUAAUAUAAUAUAAAACCAUGUUUUCAUCAAAAAGUCUCAACCUGUUAAUUCCAAUAUGUGUUCAUCAGCAAACGGAACGUUUCAUUGCAUGUGUCAAAUUUUGUACUAUCCUCAACAUAUAAUUAAUUUAUGUCUCGCUCAUAAACCCACCAGUCAAUAAUCCAAAAAUAGCAAUACUUAUUAGUAAUGUAAAUAAAAGAUUGAUGUUAAAUUAUGGAAAUAAAUUAUUUUACACACUGAAA